This is a messenger RNA of Papaver somniferum (opium poppy), 1164 nucleotides long. Its product is annotated as protein CHAPERONE-LIKE PROTEIN OF POR1, chloroplastic-like. The record is from RefSeq and is a predicted model, not a curated record. Gene Ontology annotation, cellular component: chloroplast membrane. The transcript has 5 exons. Lineage: Eukaryota; Viridiplantae; Streptophyta; Magnoliopsida; Ranunculales; Papaveraceae. Bases 228 to 1010 code for a protein of 260 amino acids.
AGCAUUUUCCUGUCAGCUCUGGACAUCCGACAGGUAUUGGGCUGCCUAGUAAAACCCAGCAACCUCCAUCCAGCCCCAGGGUUAUCUUCCUUACCCCCUCCUCCUCCUUCGCGGAAUCUACAACAAAAUCACCUACAAUUCUGAUGAAGUAGCAGAAACUUCAUCAGAGAGAAUAAAAUUAGGGUUUCAUUAUUUGGUAUCCAUCGGAGUAGUAUACAACUAAAAGAAUGGUUUCUCUUGUGUCUUCAAACCCUAGGCUUCUCAGUUCAUCAUCUACCAUCGGAACCACCAAACUGCGGAAGGUUGAGGUAAAUUCGUCGAGAGUUUUCUUUAUAAACAAGUCUCGGUCAAAUGGGGCGGGUACAGGACGUAUUAGAUGUUCAAUGGAUGCAACAGUUGGAGGAAACCUGAAAUUUCCACGGAUGAACACAUGGGAUCCUUACAAGCGCCUCGGUAUACCUCCCGACGCCUCUACAGAAGAAAUCUGGGGUUCACGUAAUUUUCUUCUGGAACAAUAUGCCGGGCAUGAGAGAAGUGCAGAAUCUAUUGAAUCUGCUUUUGAGAAAUUACUAAUGACUAGCUUCAAUGAAAGGAAGAAAACCAAGUUCAACAUGAAAACCAGAUUGAAGAAGAAAGUGGAGGAGUCACCAUCUUGGUUGAAGAACUUGUUCAGUUUCAUAGAAGUUCCUCCAACAGAAGUGAUCCUUCGAAGACUGUUUUUAUUCGUUUUCAUGGCAGGUUGGAGCAUAAUGAAUGCCACUGAAACUGGCCCUGCUUUUCAGGUGGCACUGUCAUUAGGGUCUUGCAUUUACUUCCUGAACGACAAGACCAAGAGCGUAGCUAGAGCUUCUGUCUUAGGACUUGGAGCUCUUGUAGUAGGAUGGGUAUGUGGAUCCAUCCUAGUGCCAAUGAUUCCAGCAGCCAUACUGCAGCCAACCUGGACACUUGAAUUACUCACAUCUCUUGUAGCUUAUGUCUUUCUGUUUCUUGCGUGUACUUUCCUCAAGUGAGAAGUUGCACCAGUUUGUAGUAGUUUUGUCAGAGGUGAGAACCUAAUGAUAUUUUACUUAUAUAAAUAGAAGAGGAUGAAGUCAAGAGAUGAAAUAUUUGUUUCUUAUUCUUAUUUUUUUUACUGCAAUAGAUUGUUCUCCAGUUUUUCCUUUA